UUCGUUAAAACCAGGGAAAAAAAAAAACCAGUUGCAGCGUUGCCGGCGAGUCGCCGACAAGAACCCUACCGGACGCCAACUCGUUCACGCGCAGCGGCGCUAAGAGAGAGAGAGAUGGCGGCACUCGGGCAGCUUAACAUAGAGGAGUCGCCGCCGACAUGGGGUUCUCGCAGUGUUGACUGCUUCGAGAAAUUGGAGCAGAUUGGAGAAGGAACUUACGGUCAAGUUUACAUGGCGAGAGAAAUCAAAACUGGGGAAAUUGUCGCUCUGAAAAAGAUACGCAUGGACAAUGAAAGAGAGGGGUUUCCUAUAACUGCCAUCCGAGAGAUUAAAAUUCUUAAGAAGCUUAAUCAUGAAAAUGUUAUAAAGCUGAAAGAAAUUGUGACUUCUCCAGGUCGGGAGAGGGAUGAUCAAGGGAGGCAAGAUGGUAAUAAGUACAAAGGUGGCAUAUACAUGGUCUUUGAGUACAUGGACCAUGAUUUGACUGGCCUUUCUGAUCGUCCUGGACUGAGAUUUACAGUUCCACAGAUCAAGUGUUACAUGAAGCAGCUGCUAACUGGGCUCCAUUAUUGUCAUCUCCAUCAAGUACUUCACCGAGACAUUAAAGGUUCUAAUCUUCUGAUAGAUAAUGAGGGAAAUUUGAAGCUAGCAGAUUUUGGGCUUGCAAGGUUAUUUUCUCAUGAUCAUACAGGGAAUCUUACAAACCGUGUUAUUACUUUGUGGUAUAG
Molecule: messenger RNA, 728 nt
Organism: Carica papaya (papaya)
Lineage: Eukaryota; Viridiplantae; Streptophyta; Magnoliopsida; Brassicales; Caricaceae
Source: RefSeq, a predicted model, not a curated record